Messenger RNA from Oncorhynchus nerka (sockeye salmon), 10156 nucleotides. Its product is annotated as teneurin-3-like. Gene Ontology annotation, molecular function: cell adhesion molecule binding; protein homodimerization activity; protein heterodimerization activity. The transcript is spliced from 39 exons. Lineage: Eukaryota; Metazoa; Chordata; Actinopteri; Salmoniformes; Salmonidae. The record is from RefSeq and is a predicted model, not a curated record. Gene Ontology annotation, cellular component: membrane; neuron projection. The coding region runs from base 704 to 9163 and encodes 2819 amino acids. Gene Ontology annotation, biological process: heterophilic cell-cell adhesion; signal transduction; neuron development.
UGAUUGGACGCAGCAGGGGGAACACUGGGUCUUUACAUCGACUGACUGCGAGAAGGGGGAGACCCUCCAUCGCGCGCAGGACAACAAUAUCUAUGUAGACCCGGAGACCUCUCCGUUCUUAUGAAAAUACAAAAUAGCCACCUUGCUUGUACCGUUGGCGGUCGGAAGAGUGUGAGAAAGUGCCUUUCAUUCCGUCGUUUCGUCACGUCAAGGAGACUGACAUUUACGGAGGCAGUGGUUCUCUCGGCGCAAAUAGGCUACUACAAUCGUAACUCGAUCUCCCCCUGUUUUGUGUCGUGGUUGGUAGGGUCCUCAGUAGUUACACAUGUGUGGUUGUCACUGCUGGACGGUGUCAUGCUCGAAUCCUCUGCUUCUUGCACUGCGCUUGUCCUCUUCUGUUGAGUGACCAGAGUCUUCACUGUUGUUCCCGGGCAGUGAAUAUCUGUCAACAGCCCCGUCGGCGACAUUGAAAACAGCGACGCAUUCCCUAGAAGUUGGAGCAUCGUUUGGUGAAGUUUUGACACACCGAUACUGAACAACAAUGGGAUUCUAAUCGGACAAAUCCACACCAGGUAGCCGAGCCUAAGCGGAGCGGGUUGGGCGGACCCUCCCUCCUCCACCUCCUCCCACCCAUCUUCCUCCAGCGUCCCGGUCCGUGCCGUGUUUGUGUUUAUCCGCCGGGUCGGCGAAGCAUGCUGGCAGUAUGGACGUGAAGGAACGCAGGCCCUACUGCUCGCUGACCAAGAGCAGGCGCGACAAGGAGCGGCGCUACACAGGCUCGUCCGGCGACAGCGAGGAGUGCGGCGGCGGCGGUGGCCCGGGACCGAGGGUACCCACCCAGAAGUCGUACAGCUCCAGCGAGACGCUCAAGGCCUUCGACCACCAGGACUCCUCCAGACUAUUGUACAGCAGUAGAGUGAAGGACAUGGUGCACCGUGAACAGGACGAGUACACCCGACAAGGGCAGAACUUCAACCUGAGACAACUGGGGAUCUGCGAGCCGUCCACGCGCCGCGGCCUGGCCUUCUGCUCCGAGAUGGGCCUCCCCCACCGCGGCUACUCGGUCGGCGCCGGCUCCGACGUGGACACCGAGAACGAGGGCGUGAUGUCACCGGAGCGUGCCAUGCGGCUGUGGGGCCGUGGGGUGAAGUCGGGCGGCCGGAACUCGUGCCUGUCCAGCCGGUCCAACUCGGCUCUGACCCUCACCGACACAGAGCACGAAAACAAGUCGGACAGCGAUAAUGGUUCUCCCAUGCCAUCCUCUCUACCCAGCCCAUCAGUUACUGACCAUUCACACUCGCAACCACCAUCACCCAAUCUCCAUGACAACCAGAGCUCGCUGCUAAGUAGCGCCAGCGCCCAUCCGGCGGUCCAUGAGUCGGACGAGGACGAGGAAGAGUACACAGCCACGCUGUACUUACCUGUAACGCAGGUCACAGCUCACAGCCACCACGGCCUCGACUGUAAUGAGCAACCACCCAAUCACCACCAGCAGGGCCAGUCCACGCUGCCGCCAGCCCUGCCUCCCCACAAGCAGCAGCCGUUGGUCACUGCGCUCAACCACAACUCCCUGAGCAGCCGUAACCGUAACCCCAGCCCGGCCCCACCGGCCGCCCUCCCCGCCGAGCUGCAAACCACACCCGAGUCCGUGCCGCUGCAGGACAGCUGGGUCCUGGGCAGCAAUGUGCCACUGGAGAGCAGAAAAUUAGCAAAGCAAGCCGUUCUGGAAAACGGGCAUGACAACCUGAUAGAGAUGGAUGUGUUCCCUCCCGCGUGCCACGAAGGUGCCUAUGGGGAUGGGCACUUCCUCUUCAAGACAGGCACCGGCACGACCCCUCUGUUCAGCACGGCUACUCCAGGCUACACCAUGGCAACGGGCUCCGUCUACUCGCCGCCCACACGGCCACUACCCAGAAACACCCUCUCCCGCUCCGCCUUCAAGUUCAAGAAGUCCUCCAAGUACUGCUCCUGGAGAUGCACUGCUCUCAGCGCCGUGGGACUGUCCGUCCUGCUGUCUGUCCUGCUCUGCUAUUGCAUAGCCAUGCAUCUGUUUGGUCUGAACUGGCAGAUGCAGGAGACAGAGGGCUACACCUUUGAGAACGGUCAGGGGAAGUCAGACACCACACCCAACACCAUCACCGCACUGUCUGCUGAUAACGGUAAACUAGGGGUGUUCCUCCAGGAGAACAACACCAUAGACACGGGGGAGGUGGACGUGGGGCGCAGGGCCGUUCAGGAAGUCCCACCAGGGAUCUUCUGGCGCUCCCAGCUCUACAUUGACCAGCCCCAGUUCCUCAAGUUCAACAUCUCAGUGCAGAGGGAUGCGUUGGUGGGGGUCUACGGCAGGAAGGGCCUGCCCCCCUCACAUACACAGUAUGACUUUGUGGAGCUGCUGGAUGGCAGUCGCCUGAUCACCAAGGAGAAGCGCGGGCUGGUGGAGGUGGAGGGCGUGUCUAGGCGGGCGCGCUCGGUGAGCGUGCACGAAGCGGGCUUCAUCCAGUACCUGGACUCUGGCAUCUGGCAUAUGGCCUUCUACAACGACGGGAAGAACUCAGAACAGGUCUCCUACAACACCAUCGUCAUAGAGUCCGUUAUGGAGUGUCCCCACAAUUGCCAUGGCAACGGUGACUGUCUGUCUGGAACGUGUCAUUGCUUCCCAGGGUUCCUUGGGCCUGAUUGCUCAAGAGCUUCGUGCCCCGUGCUGUGCAGUGGUAACGGCCAGUACUCCAGGGGUCGCUGCCUGUGCUUCAGUGGCUGGAAGGGGACCGAGUGUGACGUGCCCAGCAACCAGUGCAUAGACAUCCACUGUGGGGGACACGGCAUCUGUAUCAUGGGCAUCUGUGCCUGCAACACCAGAUACAAGGGAGACAACUGUGAAGAAGUGGACUGCCUGGACCCUGGCUGUUCAGUCCAUGGUGUGUGUAUCCACGGGGAGUGCCACUGUAGCCCGGGCUGGGGGGGCACCAACUGUGAGAUCCUCAAGACCAUGUGCCCCGACCAGUGCUCCGGCCACGGCACCUACCAGAGCGAAAGCGGCACUUGCACCUGCGACACCAACUGGACCGGCCCCGACUGCUCCGUCGAGGUGUGUGUGGUGGACUGCGGCUCCCAUGGCGUGUGUUUCGGGGGCAGCUGUCGUUGCGAGGAUGGCUGGACGGGUACAGUCUGUGACCAGAAGGCCUGCCACCCCAUGUGCACUAAGAACGGAGUCUGCAAGGAGGGCAAGUGUGAGUGCAACCAGGGCUGGACCGGAGAGCACUGCAACAUCGAGGGCUGCCCAGGCCUGUGUAACAACAACGGUCGUUGUACCCUGGACCAGAACGGAUGGCACUGCGUCUGCCAGUCCGGGUGGCGUGGGGCGGGAUGCGACGUCGCCAUGGAGACCCUCUGCACCGACGGCAAGGAUAACGAAGGAGACGGCCUGGCUGACUGUAUGGACCCAGACUGUUGCCUCCAGACAUCCUGUCAGACCCAGCCGUACUGCCGCGGCUCCCCGGACCCCUCUGACAUCAUCAGUCAGAGCCCGUCCAGCCUGAUGCCCCAGCAUGCCGCACGCUCCUUCUACCAACGCAUCCGCUUCCUGGUUGGACCAGAGGGCAGCCACGUCAUCACCGGGGACAACCCCUUCAACAAGAGCCUGGUGUCCAUCAUCAGAGGCCAAGUCCUGACGGCAGACGGAACCCCCCUCAUAGGAGUCAAUGUUACCUUCGUCCACUACCCCGACCACGGAUACACCGUCACGCGCAAGGACGGCAUGUUUGACCUGUUGACCAACGGUGGGGCCAGUCUGACCCUGAGUUUCGAGCGUGCUCCGUUCCUGAUACAGUACCGCACCGUGUGGAUCCCCUGGAACGUCUUCUAUGUCAUGGACACCCUGGUCAUGAAGAAGGAGGAGAAUGACAUCCCCAGCUGUGACCUGAGUGGUUUCAUCAGGCCCAGUCCUGUCAUCGUGGCCUCUCCCCUCUCUACCUGCUUCAGGUCCUCACCAGAGGAUGGGCCCAUCAUACCUGAGACACAGGUCCUCCAGGAGGAGACGUCCAUCCCGGGCAGCGACCUCAACCUGCUGUACCUGUCCUCGCGGGCGGCCGGCUACAAGCCUGUCCUCAAGGUCACCAUGACACAGGCCAGUGUGCCCUUCAACCUCAUGAAGGUGCACCUGAUGGUGGCGGUGGUGGGGCGUCUGUUCCAGAAGUGGUUCCCUGCCCAGCCCAACCUCUCCUACACCUUCAUCUGGGACAAGACAGACGCUUACAACCAGAAGGUCUACGGCUUGUCUGAGGCAGUCGUGUCCGUGGGUUUUGAGUACGAGUCGUGUCUGGACCUGAUCCUGUGGGAGAAGAGGACAGCCACACUGCAGGGCUAUGAGCUGGACGCGUCCAACAUGGGAGGCUGGACGCUGGACAAACACCAUAUACUGGAUAUCCAGAACGGCAUCCUGUACAAGGGCAACGGGGAGAACGUGUUCAUCUCCCAGCAGCCCCCAGUGAUCAGCAGCAUCAUGGGUAACGGCCGGCGCCGCAGCAUCUCGUGCCCCAGCUGUAACGGCCAGGCGGAGGGCAACAAGCUGCUGGCCCCCGUGGCGCUGGCCUGUGGCGCCGACGGGAGCCUCUUCGUCGGGGACUUCAACUACAUCAGACGCAUCUUCCCCUCUGGGAACGUCACUAGUGUCAUGGAGCUCAGCAACAACCCGGCCCACCGGUACUACCUGGCGACGGACCCGGUUACGGGGCAGCUGUACGUGUCAGACACCAACUCCCGCCGUAUCUACCGUCCCAAGGUCCUGACGGGCACCAAGGAGCUGAUCCAGAACGGAGAGGUGGUGGCGGGUACCGGGGAGCAGUGUCCCCCCUUCGACGAGGCACGCUGCGGGGACGGGGGCAAGGCCACAGAGGCCCUCCUCAUGGGGCCCAAAGGUAUUACGGUAGAUAAGAACGGGUACAUCUACUUCGUAGACGGAACCAUGAUCAGGAAGGUGGAUCGUAACGGGAUCAUCUCCACCCUGUUGGGCUCCAACGACCUCACCUCAGCACGACCCCUGACCUGUGAUACCAGCAUGCACAUCAGACAGGUUCGUCUGGAGUGGCCCACAGCUCUGGCCAUCAACCCCAUGGAUAAUUCCAUCUAUGUCCUGGACAACAACGUGGUGCUGCAGAUCACUGAGAACAGACAGGUGCGCAUCGUGGCGGGACGCCCCAUGCACUGCCAAGUGCCGGGUAUAGAAUACACGCUGGGCAAGCGGGCGGUGCAGACCAUGCUGGAGGGAGCUGCCGCCAUCGCCCUCUCCUACAGUGGCGUGCUCUACAUCGCCGAGACUGAUGAGAAGAAGAUACACCGCAUCCGCCAGGUGUCCACGGACGGCGAGAUCACACCCUUGGCCGGAGCUCUGUCCGACUGCGACUGCAAGAACGACGCCAACUGCGACUGCUACCAGACGGGUGACGGCUACGCCAAAGACGCCCGCCUCAACUCGCCCUCCUCGCUGGUCGUCUCGCCCGACGGUACACUCUACGUGGCCGACCUGGGCAACAUCCGCAUCCGCGCCGUCCGCCGCAACCAACCGCCGUCGGGCUCCGCCGUGUCCGGCCCGGGCUCCUUCGAGGUGGCCUCGCCGUCGUCCCAGGAGCUCUACGUGUUUGAUUCCAACGGAACCCACCAGUUCACCAUGUCUCUCGUCACCGGGGACUACAAGUACAACUUCAGCUAUAGCAACGAGGAGGACGUUACAGCCGUGACGGAUAGUAGUGGCAACACCUUGAGGAUCCGCCGCGACCCCAACCGGAUGCCGGUACGGAUCGUUGCCCCGGACAACCAGGUGAUCUGGCUGACAAUCGGGACCAAUGGCGGGUUGAAGACACUGACGGCCCAGGGACAGGAGCUGGUGCUGUUCACCUACCACGGCAACAGUGGGCUGCUCGCCACCAAGACCAUACAGAUAGGAUGGACCACCUUCUAUGAUUAUGACAGUGAAGGUCGUCUAACCAACGUGACGUUCCCUACGGGGGUGGUGACCAACCUGCACGGGGACAUGACCGGGGCCAUCACGGUGGACAUUGAGACGUCCGGCCGCGACGAGGACGUCAGCAUCACCACUAACCUCUCCUCCAUCGACUCCUUCUACACUCUGGUCCAGGACCAACUAAGGAACAGCUACCAGGUGGGCUACGACCACUCUCUGAGGGUGAUCUAUGCCAACGGGAUGGACACACACUACCAGACGGAGCCCCACAUCCUGGCGGGCGCCGCCAACCCCACGGUGGCACGGAGGAACAUGACGCUGCCCGGGGAGAACGGGCAGAACCUGGUGGAGUGGCGCUUCCGCAAAGAGCAGACCCGGGGGAAAGUCAUCGUGUUCGGGAGGAAGCUCAGGGUGAACGGCAGAAACCUUCUCUCGGUGGAUUACGACCGAACUCUCCGGACAGAAAAGAUCUACGACGACCACAGGAAGUUCCUGCUGAAGAUCGUGUAUGACACCCAGGGCCACCCUACUCUGUGGGUCCCCAGCAGUAAGCUGCUGUCAGUCAACCUUACCUACUCCAGCACGGGGCAGGUGACCAGCCUACAGAGGGGUCCCACCACAGAGAAGGUGGAGUACGAUGGUCAAGGGAGGAUUGUGUCCCGAGUGUUCGCCGAUGGAAAGACCUGGAGUUUUACAUACCUGGAUAAGUCCAUGGUGCUCCUGCUCCACAGCCAGCGUCAGUACAUCUUUGACUACGACCUGUUGGACCGCCUGUCUGCUGUCACCAUGCCUUCGGUGGCCCGUCACACCAUGCAGACCAUCCGCUCCCUGGGCUACUAUCGCAACAUUUACAACCCCCCGGAGAGCAACGCCUCGGUCACCGUUGACUACAGUGAAGACGGACAGCUCCUCAGAGUGGCCCACCUAGGGACAGGUCGUAGAAUUCUCUACAAGUACCGACGACAGAACAAAAUGGCGGAGAUCUUGUAUGAUUCUACGAGGGUUAGCUUCACCUACGACGAGACAGCUGGUGUGCUGAAGACGGUGAACCUCCAGAGCGAAGGGUUCAUCUGUUCCAUCCGGUACCGGCAGAUUGGACCGUUGGUGGACCGGCAGAUCUUCCGGUUCAGUGAGGACGGCAUGGUGAACGCACGGUUUGAUUAUACCUACGACAACAGCUUUCGGGUCACCAGCAUGCAGGCUGUCAUCAACGAGACGCCGCUGCCCAUCGACCUCUACCAGUUUGACGACAUCUCCGGGAAGGUGGAACAAUUCGGAAAGUUCGGUGUGAUCUACUACGACAUCAACCAGAUCAUCUCCACGGCCGUCAUGACUUACACCAAGCACUUCGACGUCCACGGGCGGAUCAAGGAGAUCCAGUACGAGAUCUUCAGAUCCCUCAUGUACUGGAUCACCAUCCAGUAUGACAACAUGGGCCGGGUAACCAAACGCGAGAUCAAGAUCGGACCGUUCGCCAACACGACCAAGUAUGGUUACGAGUACGACGUGGACGGUCAGCUCCAGACGGUCUACCUCAACGAGAAGAUGAUGUGGCGCUACAACUACGACCUGAACGGCAACCUCCACCUGCUCAACCCGGGUAACAGCGCCCGGCUCACCCCGCUACGCUACGACCUCCGAGACCGCAUCACGCGGCUCGGGGACGUCCAGUACCGGUUGGACGAUGACGGGUUCCUGAGACAGAGAGGAGCUGAGAUCUUUGAGUACAACUCCAAGGGCCUUCUGGAACGCGUCUACAGCAAAGGCAACAGUUGGACCAUCCAGUACCGCUAUGACGGGUUGGGCCGCCGUGUGGCCUCCAGAACCAGCCUAGGCCAGCACCUGCAGUUCUUCUAUGCCGACCUGAACUACCCGACCAGGAUCACUCACGUCUACAACCACAGCAGCUCAGAGAUCACAUCUCUCUACUACGACCUGCAGGGACACCUCUUCGCCAUGGAGAUCAGUAGCGGAGAGGAGUUCUAUAUCGCCUGUGACAACACCGGAACCCCUCUAGCAGUGUUCAGUAGUAAUGGGCUUCUUCUGAAGCAGGUGCAGUACACAGCCUACGGCGAGGUCUACUUUGACUCCAACCCUGACUUUGUCCUGGUGAUCGGCUUCCACGGGGGUCUCUACGAUCCCUUGACGCGCCUGCUGCAUUUCGGGGACCGGGACUAUGACAUCCCGGCAGGGCGCUGGACCACCCCAGACAUCGGGACGUGGACGAGAGUCGGGAAAGACCCGGCGCCGUUCAACCUGUACAUGUUCCGGAACAACAACCCUGUCAGCAAAGUUCACGAGGUCAAGGAGUACGUCACAGAUGUCAAUAUCUGGCUGGUGACGUUUGGGUUCCACCUUCACAAUGCCAUCCCCGGGUUCCCCAUCCCCAAGUUUGACCUCACACAGCCGUCCCUGGAGAUGAAGAAGAGCCAGCUCUGGGACGACCUGCCGUCCAUCUCGGGGGUGCAACAGGAAGUGACCCGGCAAGCCAAGGCUUUCCUGUCCUUUGAGAGGAUGCCGGAGAUCCAGCUGAGCCGCCGACACUCCAACCGGGAGAAACCCUGGCUGUGGUUCGCCACCGCCAAGUCGCUGAUCGGUAAGGGUGUCAUGUUGGCGGUGACGCAGGGUCGUGUGGUCACCAACACUCUGAAUAUCGCCAACGAGGACUGCAUCAAGGUCGCCGCCGUCCUCAACAAUGCGUUCUACCUCGAGGACCUACACUUCACGGUGGAGGGACGCGACACGCACUACUUCAUCAAGACCAGCCUCCCGGAGAGCGACCUGGGAGCGCUGAGGCUGACAAGCGGGAGGAAGUCCCUGGAGAACGGAGUCAAUGUGACUGUGUCCCAGUCCACCACCGUGGUGAACGGCAGGACUCGGCGCUUCGCCGAUGUGGAGCUGCAGUAUGGCGCACUGGCGCUCCACGUGCGUUACGGCAUGACUCUGGACGAGGAGAAGGCGCGUGUUCUGGAGCAGGCCAGGCAGAAGGCGUUGUCGAGUGCUUGGUCCAGGGAGCAACAACGGGUGAGGGAGGGGGAGGAGGGAGUGAGGCUGUGGACGGAGGGGGAGAAGAGGCAGCUGCUGAGUGGAGGGAAGGUGCUGGGCUACGAUGGGUACUACGUCCUCUCCAUAGAGCAGUACCCCGAGCUAGCAGACUCCGCUAACAACAUCCAGUUCCUCAGGCAAAGCGAAAUAGGGAAGAGGUAACAGACAGAAUCCUCGGCACUGGCCGCCAAAGAGACUACCCCCUCCAAAUCCUGCCCCCCAACCUCCCUCGCCUCCCCCUUUUCUCUAAAAAGGGGGAGGGUCCAGGCUAGUGCUGUGUUUAGCGCCGCCUAGCUGAAACAAACACAGUAAAAUGUAGAAAUAUCUCAAACUGAACUAAACCUAAUACUACCACUGUGGGACGGCUCCAACUGACGCAGAUGUUUGUCCCGUGCUAUACAGCGUUGAAUGGACUGUGGACUCUCUUGAAAAGAGAGGGAAAAAAAGUCAGAACUCUCAGUUUUGUGAAAGGAAAAAAAAGUUUUUGUUUUUUAAAUCGACUUCCUGCUAUUUGCUUUCGGAAAAAAUAUUUUAAAAAGGAAGAAAAAAUGUGUUUACAUACGCAUACCACUACAACACGUCUGGACUAAUAGAAAAAAAGCCUUCUGGUUUCUUACAAAGGACAACGUCUAUAAUCUGAUUCUACAUCCUGACGACUGACCUUUGAUUGACCUUUGUGUACUGAAAAAGGUAGUGUUGUUGUUCGCUGCAGGACCAUGGUGGCAUCAAGACAGUCAAAACAGUCACUUGUUGAAACCACUUGCUUGUUCUCCUGCUUUUCUUUCUAAAAGGGACAAAACAGCUCCCACCAAGUGACUUCUUUACCAAUACUAGAUCAAAGUGGGACGUUUUGGGAAUUGGGAGGUUGUGUGUGUGUGUGUGUGUGUGUGUGUGUGUGUGUGUGUGUGUGUGUGUGUGUGUGUACAAUGGAGACAAUUUGUGUGUGUGUAUGUAUGGAGGAAGUUAAUCAAUUAAAUGAAAUGAAAGAAUCAUAUCCAACCAAUCUUUUGAAAUACAAUGUGAGACAGUAUCUUUAUGGAUUUUUUUAUUAAGAUGAAAAAUUCCAAACUUAUCCGUACAUCAAUAUUAGCCUCUUAGAGAAAGUAAUUUAUGUACAGUGUUUAUACAUUUAAAAAAAUAAAAUCGUAAAAAAUA